CCUAAUCGGUCCCGAUUGUUCGUCCAUAUAAAUGACGUCCCUUUGAUAUCAAAGCCAAGCUGCCCAGCUAGAGCUCACAGUCUAGCAAAACGCUUUAACGUGGACCUUACAGAAAUCAAAUAUGUCAGCGUUUGUGAUAUUUGUGGCAAUACUUUCUGUGGCGUCAUCUGGAGCUACGGUGCAAAAGCUAGCAGUAUUAAACACUGAAUUUGGGUUGGCUAUUUACAAGCAGUUGACCGCCGAUCCAGAGGUUAAAGACAUAUUUUUCUCGCCUAUUAGCAUCUCCACCGCUUUGGUCAUGCUACAACUGGGCACUAACGGCACAACUGAAGAUCAGAUAAACCGUGCGAUGAAAUUCGACACACUCAGCCAAAACGAGAACGUUGCUGCUCUUUUCCGCGACCUGAACGCUAAACUUAAUAAUGCAAGCAACAACUACACGUUGAAAUCCGCCAACAGGUUCUUUGGAAGCAAACGUUUUCCAUUUCGACAAACAUUCCUUAGCGACAUGCGAGACUAUUUUAAUGCAGAACCUGAGUCUGUGGAUUUCAUGGCAAAUCCAGAAGGGUCUCGCGUGCAUAUUAAUGACUGGGUAGGAAAUCAGACAGAUGAUAAGAUCAAAGAACUUAUGGCAAAGGGAACAGUUACCAAAAGCACUGUAUUUGUUUUGGCCAAUGCCAUCUACUUCAAAGGACAGUGGAAUAUGUCAUUUAACUCCACUAUGACAUCUUCCUUACCUUUCAGAAGCAAAGGGCAGGAGGCAAAAGUUUCGAUGAUGAAAAUGUUAGGCCAGACACACCGUUAUGGUAUAAGCACAAAAUGGAACUGCCAAAUACUAGAACUACCGUAUACCGGAAAUGUCAGCAUGUUGGUCUUUCUCCCCAAUGAGCCCGACGGCCUUCCUCAGCUUGAGAGUGCAAUCAACAGUAUCGAGCUUAACUCCCUGGUAAAAAAUCUGACCAAAAGGCCAGUGGACGUCUAUUUGCCCCGAUUUGAACUCAAGGACGUUUCCAUAAAGCUUGCGGACCAUCUGAAGAAACUUGGUAUGACGGAUAUGUUUGUUGACGGGAAAGCAGACCUGAGUGGUAUAGGCGGUGCCCCAGGACAAUUGUUCAUAUCUACAGCUGUUCAUCAAGCAUAUGUUAAAGUGGACGAAGAAG
Molecule: messenger RNA, 1160 nt
Organism: Lingula anatina
Lineage: Eukaryota; Metazoa; Brachiopoda; Lingulata; Lingulida; Lingulidae
Product: leukocyte elastase inhibitor
Biological process (GO): negative regulation of endopeptidase activity
Molecular function (GO): serine-type endopeptidase inhibitor activity
Source: RefSeq, a predicted model, not a curated record